AUGGUAAAUUUGAAAGUUCCAAAGAGAGAAAUUUAUUGGAUAGUCAGAAAGCCAGACUUUUGGGUUCUCUUAAAGAUUGAUGAUGAUGACACUGAGAGGGAGUUCAUAUUUGGUGAGAUAAAACCACCACAUUGUUCUAACACCAUAAAUAAAAGUAUAAUUAAAUUAACAGAAUUCAUGAAAGGGUCUUUAGAUUUUAUUAUUCAUAUUUACAGCUAUGUGGUUGGAUUGGAAACGUAUGGUAUAUUAAUUUAUGAUUUAUUAAAACAAAGAAUCAUUGAUCUUGAGACUGAUAAUGUGAGGCUGAAACAGAUUAUUGAGCAGAAUGCAAAGUGUAAUGUUAGAGUUGAGGGCUAG
This is a messenger RNA of Diversispora eburnea, 357 nucleotides long. Lineage: Eukaryota; Fungi; Glomeromycota; Glomeromycetes; Diversisporales; Diversisporaceae. The record is from the annotation of a GenBank genome assembly.